Moneuplotes crassus is the source of this 1143-nucleotide messenger RNA. The record is from the annotation of a GenBank genome assembly. NCBI's taxonomy places the organism in Eukaryota, Ciliophora, Spirotrichea, Euplotida, Euplotidae.
AAAUGAUUGGAAUAGAAGAAAUACAUGAUAUCCAAUUUAGCCUUGAUAAGGACUAUAUAUUUGCCAUCACUGACCAGGGAGUUAUCUUUCUAAGCUCAGAUCCUGACAAGGAGGUGGAAAACUAUGAAACUAGAGAUAUCAGCAACAUUGAGCUAUUGCAGAGCUAUAAUAACAUUAUUGCUUAUGUACAGAACAAUAAGAAGGGUUCUCGGAAAAUGCUCAAGAUUUAUGAUGACUACACAAAAUCGGAUAUUUUCAAAAUCAAGUUUGAUUCGAGAAUAAUCGAUCUAAAAAUUUCUAUUAACGGCUUCAUGGUGAUCCUCAAGGAGAAAGCAUAUCUCUUCAACUGCAGGGAAGGAAAGAAGGACACUUGGAAAACUCCAAAGCUUGUGAAGAAGUUCAAAACUCCUGAAAACAGGAUGGGUAUUGGGUGCUUUUUGAGCUAUAAAACCAGAAAUUUUGCCAUUCUUCCAAGUGAAAGAACAAAGGUUCAGAUUUAUGACUCGAAGCAAAGUGAAGAUAUCGAAGAGUUUGACGUAGAACAAGAUUAUUCUUUAUUAUCGGCAAAUCUUCAUGGAGAAGUAUUUGCCCUUCCCAAUGAAGAUGGGACAGAAAUUUUCCUCCACAAAAUCUUUGAUGGAAGCUGUAUUUCUUCAUAUACUAGAGGUUCAUCUCCUUGCCAAAUUACUUCAAUAGAGUUUGAUCGUUAUUGAGAAAGAUUAGCAUGUUGAUCCGAGAAAGAGACUAUCCAUGUUUUCUCACUGCCUAAAGAACUUGCUAGUGGAGGUGUAAACCUUGAAGAAGAAAAAGAUUCACAAAAAGCAGCUAUUCCUAUCAUUGAUAAAACAAUUCCUCCCACUAAACUAGAUGAAAGACCUAAUCAGGGAGGAGGAUGGCUUUGGAAUUCAGAAGGAAAGAAAAGUUAUCUCAAGGUUAAAAUUGAAUCACCUGAUAAGAUUCUUACUAUUCAUAACAACAAACUGCACGUUAUCACUCAUGAUUUGGUAUUGUACCAGAUAGACAUCCAAAACCUUGGGGAUUUCAGCAUCGGUAGUAAGGAACUAAGAGAGAUUGAGCUUUUCGAAUAAGCUGAGAUUUAUAAAUGAGUUGUUUAUAAAAUGUAAUUUUGAAGGACUCAAGGGG